Messenger RNA from Impatiens glandulifera, 572 nucleotides. Its product is annotated as thiosulfate sulfurtransferase 18. Gene Ontology annotation, molecular function: catalytic activity. The record is from RefSeq and is a predicted model, not a curated record. The transcript is spliced from 6 exons. NCBI's taxonomy places the organism in Eukaryota, Viridiplantae, Streptophyta, Magnoliopsida, Ericales, Balsaminaceae. The coding region runs from base 61 to 447 and encodes 128 amino acids.
CUCUCAUUUCAUCCAUUCCAUUUUACAAUCCCAACUAAUAUUUCUCUCUUUCCCAUCUUCAUGGAAUCAAAAUCAAACUCAGGUGUAGAAAUAGUGACAGUUGAUGUUCAUGAAGCCAAAGCACUUGUAGACUCCGGCUACCGUUAUCUUGAUGUCAGGACAGAAGAAGAGUUCAUGAUAGGCCGUGUUGAUCUAGAAGAUUCUCUGAAUAUUCCUUACAUGUUCGUCACUCCUGAAGGGCGUGUGAAGAACCCUAAUUUCUUGGAGCAGGUUUUGGCAGCUUACAGCAAAGAUGAUCGUAUAGUUGUGGGGUGUCAAAGUGGAGUGAGAUCAGCUUAUGCAACAUCUGAUCUUGUUAAGGCUGGAUUGAAGGAGGUUUAUAAUAUGGGAGGGGGAUAUGCUUCAUGGGUUAACAAGGGUUUAGCUGUGAAGAUAUCUGCUGAUUAAUUUGGUUAAUUAAGUGAUUAAUUAAGAAGAAUGAAUGUAUUAACAUUUCAUUUCUAUCUAUCUUAUCAUUGAUAUGAAUAAUUUAUGUACUUUCAUUAUCUAUAUUAAUAAAAGUAAACUUAUAU